ACAGCGACACAGAGCGAAGAAGAAAACCAACAACUAGAAGAACAACAACAGAUACAAAACGAGCUUCAUCUUCACAGUCACAAUCAUCAGACUGUUCAAUGUUCUUCGUCUUCUUCUUCUACAGACACAAACACAAAGACAAUUCCGCUCUCUAUUCAUCUGUCUUUCACAGACACAGAAACCAAUACGGAAAUAGUCAUGAAGAAGAAGAAGAGGUUGAAUAAUAGCGGCAGUAACGGCCACCACCACCAUAACGGCGUCGUUUUGGCCAGCCUCAUGUAUCAUUUCCGUCGUAAACGGCGUCUCCACCGCCACCUUUUCCCUCUCCUCUCCGUCAUCUCCGGUUGUUUCCUCCUCCUCUUCGCCGCUUUCUCUCUCCCUCUCCACUCCGUUAACAAUGCGGUGGAGCUCCGGUCGGGUUCGGACUCGGAUCCUUUUCCAGCUUUCAGCGUACCGGCAAGUGAAGGGAGCUUAGGCCGAGAUUUGUGGAGAACGAGUUUCUCCGAGUUGUAUAGAGGUUGCAGUAAUGCCAGCGAUAAGUUUGCAAGGGCUAAUGUGAAAACGAUUCCAAAUCGGUAUUUGUUGAUUGAUGCUAGUGGAGGCUUGAAUCAACAAAGAACAGGGAUAACAGAUGCUGUUGUUGCAGCUUACAUAUUGAAUGCUACUCUUGUUGUUCCCCAACUGGAUCAGAAAUCUUUUUGGAAGGAUACCAGUGAGUUUGCUGAAAUCUUUGAUGUGGACCAAUUUAUCUCCUUUCUUUCAAAAGAUGUUAAAAUUGUUAAAGAUAUUCCGCCAAACGGAGGGAAAGUCUUGAGUCCAUUUACCAUGCGUGUUCCAAGGAAGUGUAAUCCAAAAUGCUACCAGAGCCGUGUUCUGCCUGUUCUUAUAAAAAAGCAUGCUGUUCGGCUCUCUAAGUUUGAUUACAGGCUUUCAAACAAGUUGGGUACUCAAUUACAAAGGCUGAGAUGUAGAGUUAACUACCAUGCUUUAACAUUUACCGAUUCUAUUGUUGAAAUGGGAAAAAAUUUGGUUGGGAGGAUGAGGAUGAAAGGCAAGCAUUUCAUUGCCCUGCAUUUGAGGUUUGAACCUGAUAUGCUUGCAUUUUCUGGAUGCGAUUAUGGUGGGGGAGAAAAAGAAAGAACUGAACUUGGUGAAAUACGGAAGAGGUGGAAAACUUUGCAUACAAGAAACCCUGACAAAGUUCGAAGGCAUGGACGAUGCCCACUCACUCCGGAGGAAGUUGGUCUUAUGCUAAGAGCAUUGGGUUUUGGAAGUGAUGUUCACUUGUAUGUGGCAUCAGGUGAAGUAUAUGGAGGUGAAGAGACAUUGGCACCGCUCAAAGCACUCUUCCCAAAUUUUCAUUCAAAAGAAACUAUAGCCAGCAAGGAGGAGUUGGCUCCAUUUUCAUCAUUUUCUUCUCGUAUGGCUGCACUAGACUUCAUUGUUUGUGAUGAAAGUGAUGUUUUUGUCACCAAUAACAAUGGCAAUAUGGCUAGAAUGUUAGCCGGGCGAAGAAGAUACUUUGGGCACAAACCAACAAUCCGUCCAAAUGCUAAAAAGCUGUACCGGUUGUUCAUGAACCGAAAUAACAUGACAUGGGUAGAGUUUGCCUCCAAAGUUCGAACUUUUCAGAUUGGCUUCAUGGGAGAGCCAAAUGAGGUGAAGCCUGGCACGGGUGAGUUUCAUGAGAACCCUCUAUCAUGCAUAUGUGACAAGUCCGGGAAAAAGGCCAACGUGGUUUUGAUUCCCCAAAAUGAAACUUAUAAUCGCAAUACAAGUGGCAAGGAGGAUAACACAAAUAAAGAUACUGGUGAUGUGACAGACGAGCAGUCAAUGGAGGAUGAGCUAGAAUGGUCCGAUAUGGAUUAUAUGGAGAAUGUAAAUACGCUUCAAGGGAAAGGGUUCCCUAAUGGAACAGAAUCAGAUCCUAAUAUUUCACUUAAACCUGAGCUACCAGAAUUAGCCGAAGAGUUAUUUUCGGACUAAAAUAAAGAAGACUGCAUUCAUUUCCCAUUAAGAUUAGUUAUAUGCUUUACAUAACCCAAUUUUUCUUCAAAUUCUUUGGAUCCUUUUGUUCCCUCUUCCCUGUUCUGCUUCAAUGGGGCAGCUUUUUCAGAUUAAGUGGCCUCUCAUAAGAAACCAAUUUGUGUACAUGAAGCCAUUGGCAGUUGAGCAAAUUAGUGUUUCCAGUUUCUUUAUAUGGCUGCACAUGGGGAUGAGCUGCUCCUCUAUUUAGAUUUAGGAACUUCUUGUACAUUUGACAACUAGGAUAUGUGGCUAAGGACAAUGUUUUGCUUUAUUUGAGGAUUCUUGCCGUAAGGCCGGGGCAGUUAUAUUAUAGAAGGGAA
Molecule: messenger RNA, 2348 nt
Organism: Quercus lobata
Lineage: Eukaryota; Viridiplantae; Streptophyta; Magnoliopsida; Fagales; Fagaceae
Product: O-fucosyltransferase 16-like
Exons: 10
Coding region: 199-1986 (595 amino acids)
Source: RefSeq, a predicted model, not a curated record